GGGCCGGGAGCAGCCAUGGCGCGGGCGGGGCGGGUGGAGGGAGCGGGGCCGGGCGUGCCGCCGCGGGGCCGGCCGGAUAGCAGCGGCCGCGGCCCCGCGGAGCGCCUGUAGCCGCGGCCGGGCCGCAGGCUGGCAAGCCCGGGCGCGCUGGCGGCGGCAGAGGAAGAGGAGAGAGGCGGGAGCCAGCCGCCGGCCGCGCCGCCGGCCCACAAGAGGAUGAAGAAGCGGAAGGAGCUGAACGCCCUUAUUGGCUUGGCCGCCGACGGCCGCAGGAAGAAGCCCGCCAAGAAGGGCUCCGGCCACCGGCUGCUGCGCACCGAGCCGCCCGCCUCCGACUCCGAGUCCAGCUCGGAGGAAGACGAGUUCGCUGGAGCGCGGACCCGCUGCGGCAAGGGAGAUUAUCUACGAUGCUGCAAAUUCUGUUACCCCUUAUGUGCAUUUGUCAUUCUGGCUGCCUGUGUGGUGGCCUGUGUUGGCUUAGUCUGGAUGCAGGUGGCUCUCAAGGAGGAUCUCGAUGUAAUAAAGGAAAAGUUUCGAACUAUGGAAUCCAAUCAAAAGACAUCCUUCCAAGAAAUACCUAAGCUGAAUGAAGAUUUGGUGCAGAAGCAAAAGCAGCUAGAACAAAUUGAGACUGGAGAGCUGGGACUAAGUAAGAUUUGGAUAAAUAUCACAGAGAUCAACAAACAGAUAUUGCUGUUGACCUCAACAGUAAAUCAUCUCAAAAACAACAUCAAGUCUGCUUCUGAUCUGAUUUCUCUUCCUCUUACAGUAGAGAAGCUUCAGAAGACUGUAGCAAACAUAGGCAGCACGCUUACCAGUGUGUCUCAUGAUGUUGAAAGCAUACAGACAGCCAUUGAAGAGUACAAGAAAUCCAUAGAAACACUCCAGAAUGAUGUGAAGGAAUUAAAACAGAUACCUUCACUGCCCUCCACUCUUGUGCCAAGAACUGAGACCAACCAGACAGAAAAUUGCAACAAGGACAACCAGUCACUGCAAGCAGCUUUGGAAGAGCUAAAUAACACUGCAGUGGGGUACCACAGGUUGAAUGACAUCAGGCUUCUAAAUGUGGAUUCAGCCCUUGGCAACCUUAGCCGGCGGGUUACACGGUUAGAAAACUCUCCCCUUGCUGGCAGUUACCUGGAGAAAAGAGAGAACUUGUCUAGCAGUGAGGGGAAUGAUCUACCUCCCUCUGCAAAACAGGGACAUGAAGAUCAACUGGAUAAUGAAACUAAUCCAAAUGAAGAACUGGAGGAAACAGAAACUAGAGAUUCUCAGGUAUCAAAACUAAGAGAGAAGCUUCAGAUGAUGAGUGCUCUCCCAGGCAAGCCAGUAAAUGACAGACCCACUGAGACAUCAAAGAAUGUUGAAAGUAGUCUGAAUGCUACAGCAAAGCCCACAGACCUUUUAAGAGUGACAUCAAGGUCAGCUGAUGGCAGCAUAGAGAGUGACAGACAGCAGAGACAUCUGUCCUUACCAGGAAUUUCCAGCAUCAAAGAUCUUCAGAGUUUGUUUGAAAGAGCAGCUGAAGAUGCUGAUGGAAAACUAUCCUAUGAGGAUCUUCAACAGCUGCUUGGCUCUGCAGCCCCAGAGUCACAGAGCUUGAAGGAAUUUGACACAGAUGGAGAUGAGAAGUACUCACUGCAAGAACUGAGAUUAGCUUUAGGUGUCUAGGAUACAUAUCUAGGAGUGUGAGAUGGAUGGAUGCUGCUGUAGCUGAAGGAAAACUGUGGGGCAUGAAAAACUUAAGUCUGCACUUUCCCAGUGUGUUACUGAUCUUUGGAGCUAAACUGCUGUGCACACAUGUGGCCACCUCUGGGUUUUAUUUUCAUUUGCAUUUAGUGGAGAGAGAUUUACCAAUGGAUAUGUCACUAGGGCAUAGUGUUGGGAACUGUGGGAAAAUCCAGAAAAUGCCCCAAACUUGGAAAACAUUUUC
Dryobates pubescens (Downy woodpecker) is the source of this 1933-nucleotide messenger RNA. It is a transcript of the gene EFCAB14, whose product is annotated as EF-hand calcium binding domain 14. Gene Ontology annotation, molecular function: calcium ion binding. NCBI's taxonomy places the organism in Eukaryota, Metazoa, Chordata, Aves, Piciformes, Picidae. The transcript is spliced from 11 exons. The coding region runs from base 217 to 1671 and encodes 484 amino acids. The record is from RefSeq and is a predicted model, not a curated record.